AUGAGUCUUAAAUUUAUUCCUGAAUCAUCACAACCAAAUGCUGUUGAUAGCACAAAAUUCGGUCAAAGUGCACCAUCAGCUCCAGGUUUACAAGAUAUCUUAAGAUCUGAAGAAGGUCCGUUAUCAAUAAGCUCCAAAAUCAACAACAGACACCCAUUAGAAAACAGAAUUCAAAAUUGGGAACAAACUCAACAUGAUUUGAAAUUAGAACAAUAUAGACGUAUAUUCGGUGCUGCUGAACCAAUCAAAAGAACUAUGGAAUUGAAAAUUGUCGAAAGUACUGAUUUCACUCCAAGUGCUUUAGGAAACAAUUCAAACAUACAUAGAGAUAUCUUGUUGAAUAAAGACACAUCAAUUGAUUGGGAAGAUAUCUAUUCCGGUAUGUUUUAUUAUUUAUUUGGUAUUAUUGAAUUGUCUUACUAA
Molecule: messenger RNA, 423 nt
Organism: Hansenula ciferrii
Lineage: Eukaryota; Fungi; Ascomycota; Saccharomycetes; Phaffomycetales; Wickerhamomycetaceae
Gene: UMP1
Product: Ump1p
Exons: 2
Coding region: 1-423 (140 amino acids)
Biological process (GO): proteasome assembly
Cellular component (GO): nucleus; cytoplasm
Source: RefSeq, a predicted model, not a curated record